GGCCCUAUUGCCCCGCCCAUCGGGUCGCCCGACGGUUGCACGCUCUCGAGCUGUUCCCAACGUCGAACCUGUUUCCUUACCACCACCAUCAUGGCUUCCCCCGCUGCACCGACCGUCCCAGACGCCACGGCGCCCAAAUUGGUUGUGCACCAUCUGAACAACUCGCGCUCGCAACGCAUUCUGUGGCUCUUGGAGGAGCUGGAGGUGCCCUAUGAGCUGAAGAAAUAUCAGCGCACAGCGGAGAUGACGGCGCCUCCGGAGCUCAAAGCCGUGAACCCGUUGGGAACUGCACCGGCCAUUACUGAUGACGGUCUGAACUUGGCGGAAAGUGGCGCAAUUGUCGAGUACAUUAUACAGAAGUAUGGCAAUGGACGUGCUCAACCUCCCGCGUCCGGCAAGAUAGAUGACCUCUACUUCACCCACUACUCGGAGGCGUCGCUGAUGCCGAUGCUGGUGAACAAGCUCAUUUUUAAGAUCAUACCGGAGAGGUCUCCCUUCUUCAUCCGCCCUAUCCUGUCGGCGGUCUUCAACCAGGUUUCAGCCAAGAUGCUCGACCCGCGCCUCAAGAUCCACGCGGAGAUGAUUGAGAAACAUCUCGCCAAGGAUGACCGCCAGUUCUUUGCGGGAGGCGAAGAGCCGACGGCCGCGGACUUCAUGAUGAUAUUCUGCCUCGAGGCCUGGGGCACCCGCGGCGAGAUUGGUGAAAAGACGAAGGCCUACGUUGCCAGAAUCCACGCGAGACCUGCCUACCAACGUGGCCUGGAGAAAGGAGGAGAGUACGCUUAUGCGAAGCCGACUGCGUGAAGAUUCUCGAAUCGAUGAUGUUCUCUAUACUCGGAAGUAUUGGAUUACGUUGGAUACUUGUAAUGCGCGUAUGUCUAAAGUAGACCAAUGCGACGCGUCGCAGACCGCGAUGGGAACACUCAGAUGAGUGUGUCGUGC
Trametes versicolor FP-101664 SS1 is the source of this 942-nucleotide messenger RNA. Its product is annotated as thioredoxin-like protein. The coding region runs from base 91 to 804 and encodes 237 amino acids. NCBI's taxonomy places the organism in Eukaryota, Fungi, Basidiomycota, Agaricomycetes, Polyporales, Polyporaceae. The transcript is spliced from 7 exons. The record is from RefSeq and is a predicted model, not a curated record.